Ciona intestinalis (vase tunicate) is the source of this 2316-nucleotide messenger RNA. Lineage: Eukaryota; Metazoa; Chordata; Ascidiacea; Phlebobranchia; Cionidae. The record is from RefSeq and is a predicted model, not a curated record.
ACCUACUAUAUAUAUACAUCAACCAGCUUUCAGACAGGUUAUACAAUUUUCAAGCAUAUUUUGUUGUCGCAAAAUAUUUAGAGUGUGCAGUAGUGCUAAACGAAUCAAUUAAAUAAAAGAAUGAGCUCAAAAAAUACCGAUCCAGAAAGCGACGAAGCGACGCACAAGUUGGCUUAUGGCAUUGAAGACACGCCGCCUUGGUAUUUGAGUUUGGUGUUAGGAUUUCAACACUACUUGACAAUGUUCGGUUCAACUCUCGCUGUGCCUCUCAUACUCUCAGGCUCCCUCUGCAUUUCAAACAACGAUCUCGCAAAAUCGCAGUUGAUCAGCACAGGAUUUUUUGUCGGUGGUAUUGUCACAAUUAUACAGACAUUACUCGGCACAAGGUUACCGAUAGUCCAGGGCGCAGCAUUCUCAUUUUUAACUCCUGCAAUCGCAAUCAUGUCUUCAUCUAAAUACUCACCUUGUCCUAAUUUGUCAACGAACACCAGUGUCAACAACAGUAUAGAAUUCGACUGGAAACCACGUAUGCUUGAGGUUCAAGGUGCCAUCUUGGUUGCUUCUUGCCUUCAGGUUCUUAUCGGCCUGACUGGUGUUAUAGGGUUCCUUAUGUCGUACAUAGGCCCGUUAACUGUGGCGCCUACCAUCACUUUAGUUGGCCUGUCGUUGUUCGGCACGGCUGCAGAUAAUUUUGCGGGAACGCAUUGGGGAAUAUCAUUCAUGACGAUGGCUCUUAUCAUUAUAUUCUCUCAACAUCUACGGAAUGUUGGUGUUCCCUUACCAGUGUAUACAAGAGGGAAAGGCUGGACCUUUCCACGCGUAUACAUUUUCAGUCUGUUCCCGGUCAUUAUUGGAAUUAUGUUUUCGUGGGCAAUCUGUGGUAUCAUAACUGUAGCCGGCGGAUUUCCAUCUUCAAGUGAAGUUUAUGGCUACGCUGCUCGCACUGAUAUUCGACUGGGUGUACUGGAUGACGCACCAUGGUUUAGAGUUCCAUAUCCUGGACAGUGGGGUGUUCCAGUCGUCACGUUGUCAGGUGUGCUGGGAAUGAUCAGCGGUGUACUCGCUUCCAUAAUUGAAUCGGUUGGAGACUACUACGCAUGCGCACGACUGUGUCGAAUACCGUCACCGCCUCACCAUGCGGUAAACAGGGGCAUAUUCAUGGAAGGCAUUGGUUGUAUACUUGCUGGUGCGUGGGGCACGGGUAGUGGGACAACUUCUUACAGUGAAAACAUUGGAGCAAUUGGAAUCACUAAAGUUGGCAGUCGAAGAGUUGUUCAAGCUGGUGCCAUCAUUAUGAUCAUACUGGCAGUUAUUGGAAAGUUCGGGGCGUUGUUUACAACCAUACCCGAUCCUAUUGUCGGUGGAAUGUUCUGUGUAAUGUUUGGAAUGAUAGCUGCAGUCGGGAUGUCCAGUUUGCAGUUUGUUGAUUUGGAUUCGUCCAGAAAUCUUCUCAUCAUGGGAUUCUCUACAUUCAUGGGGAUUGCGCUUCCAGAGUGGGUGAAGAAGAACAACCAGUUGAUACGAACAGGUGUACCUGAGCUUGAUCAGAUCUUUAUCGUUCUCUUGCAAACUGGUAUGUUCGUUGCAGGAGUUCUUGGUUUCGUCUUGGACAACACAAUACCUGGCACAGAAAAGGAACGUGGUCUACUCGCGUGGAGAAAACUACAAGAAGUGACAACUUCCCCUACGACGGAGAAUAAUCAAGAAGCAAAUACUAAUACACACGAAUCUAUAAGUUCCAACCAACAAACCCAGAAGGCAAAAACUCCACCACAACCGAGUUCUGUUUACAAUUUACCAUUUGGUUGGAUUGACAACACAAGAUGUGCAAGUUCUUGCAACAACCCGUCGCUUACAAAGGUUGCUUCUUAUGUUCCAAUUUGCCCCUCUUUUCGAAAGCGGUAUUCACAAAAUGACAAUAAUUGUGAAACAAUUGAAAACCAAAAUACAGUGUGUAACACGGUAUUAUAAGAAUAUGCGAUACAAAUGUUUGGUUAUAGUUGGUUGGAGGAAGAUGGGACAUCUUUUCAUUCUAAUUUCUCGUCACAUUUGGUAGUAAACAAAGAACAUUAAAAGAAUUAUAAAACCGUAGCUUUACGACUCCUAUAUAGACCGUUGUUAAUGGUUUACUUUAAAACACUAUGAUGUUUUAGCGUUAACAAAAGUUUUUGAAACUAACAACUAAUGUAAGCAUAACCAUAGUUGCUUUGUACUAAUGCUGGUUUUGUAUGUUCUGUAUACCCGAUUAAAAUUAUAUAGGCCGUUCUAAAAAAAGAUCAGUGCUAUAGCGUGAAAAUAAAUGUUAAAUUCUUGCAC